This is a messenger RNA of Zea mays, 673 nucleotides long. Its product is annotated as glycine-rich protein 2. The record is from RefSeq and is a predicted model, not a curated record. NCBI's taxonomy places the organism in Eukaryota, Viridiplantae, Streptophyta, Magnoliopsida, Poales, Poaceae. The transcript has a single exon. Bases 135 to 401 code for a protein of 88 amino acids.
AACAGCAGCAGAAGCAAACCGAGAGGUGAACCAGCAGCCUCCAAUAAAAGCCAGCACAUCCAAAUAAAACCGAGAGACCUCAGCCCUCAGGCAAGCCGACCGCCGACGUACCACCGCGCCAACCCGAGAGAAAGAUGGAGAUGAUCAAGAGGAUCCUCAUCGCCGCGCUCCUCGUAGUCGCCGUCUCGGCCACCGCAGUGCUGGCCUCCACCGAGGCCGCCGCCGCCGGCGCCCCAGCCGCCUCCGAGUCGUCGGCGUCCGCCGAAGCCCCCGCUGGCGCCGCCGGCGCCGGCGCCGGCACCGGCACCGCCGCGGGGCCCUCCGCCAGCGGCGCCGCGCCCGCCCUCGCCGCCGCGCCCGCCGCGCUCCUCUUCUCCCUCCUCGCCUACUACCUGCACUAAGCGGACGGACGGACGGACGCGCGCAUGGCAUUGGCAUGCAUGGACUGUUGAACAUCUAUGCAUGCAUGGACGACGUCACUUGCAACGCUGUUCCCAUAUAGUACUACUGGUCUGCUAUGAAUAUCUAUGCAUGCAUGGUAACGGGUUGUGUUAUUUAAUUAUUAUUAUUACGUAGACAUUACUAUUUAAAAUUCAUGUGUUCGCGUCAAGUCGUUCUGUAAUCUUGUGAUGGAAUAUAUAUGAUAUUUCCUUUUAAAAUCAUUCGUUUGAAA